AUGGAUGGCGGAAUGAAAGACCUUCAGAAUUUAGUUAGAAGGGCGAAGAGUAGUCCUGACAAGACUGGGAUUACGCGUAGGAAUGCCUUGCAACAACUCAUCGAAGCCACUCGGUCACCUUAUUCUCAAGUCAAGAUCUUCGCAGCCCGCAAUAUGGCAGAGCUCUUCCAGAAUUUCCCAGAUCUCGAAGAAGAGGCUAUCAACGCUAUAUAUGACUUGUGUGAAGACCAGGACUCUCAGGUUCGUAUAGAAGGUUAUACGACACUAUCCACGCUUUCCAAGGUCGAAAACAAGUGGGUCAAGAGGAACGCGGACGUUCUCGUUCAGUUACUUCAGAGUGAUGAACCCAACGAAGUGAACGUAGUUAGAAAGGCACUCGUGGAACACCUUCAAAUGGAUCCUCGUGUCACCCUGGGGGUAUUCUGUGAUCAAAUCGUUCCUUCAGGCCAUCCGAUGGAUAAAGAUGAAAUGCAAAUGAGGGAUCGAUUACGAACGCUUGUUUUGGACUUUGUUGCGAAUGAGGUGAAGAAAGACCAGUGGAAGAAGAUUGCAGUAGCUGGUAACGAUGCAGAGGGGACUCUGGUUCGAGGACUCUUGACGGCACUUCCAAAGGCAGGAGACGCGGACACUCAGACCAUCGUGAAAGACAUUCUACUCCAAUUACCUUCUUUCAAGACCCGUUCUCCGGAAACCGUUCGACUUUGUGAAACCAUCAUGAUCAAAGCUAAAGACUCCCGAUCGUUGGAUAUGGGUGGCACUUCAAACAUUAUUUCUCCUCUGAACCGUACUCGAUCGUACCUGGAAUUGCUCAACACUCUUUUCCUUCAAAUGCAACUUGGAAAUUUGGAGGCUUUACUGAGGUUUUACCAACCUCUAGCUUCGAAACCUGUCUUGCAAAGAUUACCACCACAAGAUCAACUUGUAGUCAUCUCGAACCUCGCUGAGACGCUCGCAGCAGCUACAACGAAUCCCAGUGAUACACCAUUGGCUCGGAAUGUCCUUGGGUUUUCUUCUUUCUGUUUUGAUUGUCUAUCAAGUUCGAACCUAACAGAGCCGACACCUUAUCGAGCAUGUCUCCUCCUCCUUCAGUCCAUUCUCCAGAUGGUCAAAGGAGGCUGGCAAACUCCCGGUCCAAUUGUCAACUCCCUUCAAAGACUUGAAAAGGUGAUAAUGACAAUGACGCCACCUGACAGCAAGAAAGACCUUCAAGACUUAAUCAUGUCUUUAGUCCCGAAGAAACCUGAAGCCUCUUUGCCGACCGCGACCACGUCAAUCCCAAUAUCGUCUUCUAGCGAUCAACUAACUCAUCCAUUACCCCAACGGCCGGUAGCGCCAGCGCCAGGCUUACCUAUUCAACGGCCUCCAAGGUUGAACAAGAACGAUGCUAAUGGUAUGACGGAUAUACCUUCUGGCUCGACUAGUCGGAAACAUCCUUUCAACGCAGAGGAUGUGCCUAGGGCUACCAAGAAAGCGAAAAAAGGCGGGGGCGACACUACAACCGACCACACACUGACACCACCGCCCUCGUUGCUCAGUAGGCUCGGUACACGGUCACCUACCGUAGGUCAGACCAAUGGACAUGGACGAUCAGGGUCCGCUCUUCCUCCUCAACAGCAGCCGCCAACACCAACGAACCUGAGUCAAGGGUUAGGAGGACUGAGUAUCAAAGGAGCGGCGAGGCUACAUUUGACGAACACGAACACGAACACGAACACGAACACGGAAGAUGACAACAACAUCUCUCUUGUGGAUCGGUUGGAUGGGAACGGUAUUAGCGAGGGCGAAAGGAGUAAUCGGAGAAGGAGGAAAGGGAAUGUUCGCUGA
This is a messenger RNA of Marasmius oreades (fairy-ring Marasmius), 1824 nucleotides long. RefSeq lists its product as uncharacterized. Gene Ontology annotation, biological process: negative regulation of apoptotic process. Gene Ontology annotation, molecular function: RNA binding. Bases 1 to 1824 code for a protein of 607 amino acids. The transcript is spliced from 9 exons. Gene Ontology annotation, cellular component: nucleus. NCBI's taxonomy places the organism in Eukaryota, Fungi, Basidiomycota, Agaricomycetes, Agaricales, Marasmiaceae. The record is from RefSeq and is a predicted model, not a curated record.